Messenger RNA from Exophiala spinifera, 645 nucleotides. RefSeq lists its product as uncharacterized. Gene Ontology annotation, molecular function: tRNA-specific adenosine-34 deaminase activity. The coding region runs from base 1 to 645 and encodes 214 amino acids. Gene Ontology annotation, biological process: tRNA wobble adenosine to inosine editing. The record is from RefSeq and is a predicted model, not a curated record. Lineage: Eukaryota; Fungi; Ascomycota; Eurotiomycetes; Chaetothyriales; Herpotrichiellaceae. The transcript has a single exon.
AUGAUAUCCGAAACGGACCUCACACACCUCGGCCGCUGCGUGGCUCUGGCCCGGGCGGCGCUCGACGCGGGGGACUCGCCUUUCGGGUCGGUGCUGGUGCGCACCUCGACGGGCGCCGUGCUGCGCGAGGACCGCAACCGCAUCACGACCGGGCGGGACGUCACCCUCCACCCGGAGUUGUCGCUGGUGGUGUGGGCGCAGCGCCGGCUGACCGACCCCGCCGACCGCGCCGACACCACCGUCUACACCUCCGGCGAGCACUGUCCCAUGUGCGCGGCCGCCCACGCCAACGCCGGCAUGGGGAGGAUCGUGUACGUCGCGUCGUCGGCGCGGUUGGGGGAGUGGAGGGAGGAAAUGGGCGCGACGCCCGGCCCGGUGGCGCUGUUGCCGGUCUCCGUGGUCGCGCCGGGAGUGAGGUGUGUCGAGGGACUGACGGAUGGGAUCGGAGAUGCAGAUGCAGAUGCGGACGGCAAAGGAACAGCGUCGGCCUCGACGCCGGGGACACCGACAGAAACCGGUGGAUCGAUCUCAUCGGGUUCGGCGGCAUUGAUCCGCGAAGUAAAAGAGUUGCAUCGUCUUAAGCAUGAACGGCAACAACAACAACAACAACAGACACAAGCGGGAUUGAAACCUGUCGAGACUUAG